This is a messenger RNA of Babjeviella inositovora NRRL Y-12698, 1035 nucleotides long. RefSeq lists its product as uncharacterized. Gene Ontology annotation, cellular component: mitochondrion. Bases 1 to 1035 code for a protein of 344 amino acids. The record is from RefSeq and is a predicted model, not a curated record. NCBI's taxonomy places the organism in Eukaryota, Fungi, Ascomycota, Pichiomycetes, Serinales. The transcript has a single exon. Gene Ontology annotation, biological process: mitochondrial respiratory chain complex I assembly.
AUGUUCAGAACGCUUGCCAGGCCUAUCUCUGUGAGAUAUUAUUCCACAAACCCGUUCCGUGUGUUUGACUCCCAGACAAAAAACCUCCAGCGGACGCGCGCGGCGUUGAACCCGGAGUCGCGCCAGGUUGAGUACCUCCGCAACAUCGUCGCAGAGCGCACCAUCGAGCGGCUUGCAUUCAUCACGCGUGACUUUAAUAACGUGUUGGACUAUGGAGCUCAUGCAGGCAACUUGGAGAACCAGCUCUGCUCCGUAGGCGAGGCUGUUGGGGAUGAGGCUGCGCAGUUAAACCGCGACCGUAUCACUGUGCGCGACCGCUUGAAGCACAUCGUGAUGGCCGACACAUGCCGCGAGUUUUUGUUCCGAGACGCUUCGCCUGAAUUUUCCUUUAAUACUAAACUCUCCAUCGACCGCGUGGUGGUGCCCAGCCAUGAGAACGAGCUUCUAACUUCCACGUUUGCGCCUAACUCGUUCGACGCGGUGGUGCUGAACCUUCACUUGCACUGGAUCAACGAUCUCCCGGGCGUUCUAAAGUCCAUUAACGACGUUUUGGUACCUGAUGGUUUGUUUAUGGGCACGAUGUUGGGAGGCGACACGUUGUUUGAAUUGCGCACGUCGCUUCAGUUGGCCGAGUUGGAGAGACGUGGGGGGAUGUCGCCGCGGAUGUCACCCAUGGUCGAUGUCAAGGAUGUGGGUGGGCUCAUGAACAAGGCUAAGUUUAACAUGUUGACUGUGGAUGUGGAGGAUGUAGUUGUGGACUAUCCAAGCAUCGUGGCGUUGAUGGAGGAUUUGCAGCUCAUGGGCGAAAACAACGCCACGUUUGCUCGCACUAACUACAUGCAAAAGGACCUUCUCAUUGCUGCAAACGAGAUCUACAAGUCGUUACACGGAGACGAGCAUGGAAAUUUACCCGCCACGUUUCGCAUCAUUUUCAUGAUCGGCUGGAAGGAGAGUCUGGCGCAGCCCAAGCCGUUGGCCCGCGGCUCUGCCGAGAUGAACUUGAAGGAUGCCUUCUCCGCCGCCGAAAUGUCCUAG